Diachasmimorpha longicaudata is the source of this 1252-nucleotide messenger RNA. RefSeq names its product probable 18S rRNA (guanine-N(7))-methyltransferase. The transcript has 4 exons. Gene Ontology annotation, molecular function: rRNA (guanine) methyltransferase activity. Gene Ontology annotation, biological process: rRNA (guanine-N7)-methylation. Gene Ontology annotation, cellular component: nucleolus. NCBI's taxonomy places the organism in Eukaryota, Metazoa, Arthropoda, Insecta, Hymenoptera, Braconidae. The coding region runs from base 120 to 947 and encodes 275 amino acids. The record is from RefSeq and is a predicted model, not a curated record.
GUAUGUUUACAUGGUUAACCAUGAGCUCAUUCAGUAGUAACCACGUGGAGUGACUGUCUACAGGGGAAAAUCAACUAUUUUUGUUUUUCCAGUAGAUUGUCCUAGUUAUAGAUCGAAAUAUGGCACGAAGACCUGAACACAUCGCACCUCCGGAAGUGUUUUACAAUGAAGAGGAAGCACGAAAAUACACACACAGCUCCAGGAUGAUGGAUAUUCAGGCGCAGAUGUGUGAGCGAUCCCUGGAACUGCUUCUGCUGCCUGAGGACCAGUCCUGCUUUCUGUUGGAUAUAGGAUGUGGAUCUGGACUCAGUGGGACUGUCUUGGACGAGCAAGGGCACAUCUGGGUGGGGUUGGACAUUUCUCAGGCGAUGUUAAAUGUGGCUGUGGACCGAGCAGUCGACGGUGAUCUAAUCCACGGGGACAUGGGUCAGGGCAUGCCCUUCCGAGCAGGAAGUUUCGAUGGAGCUGUCAGCAUAUCUGCCCUCCAGUGGCUCUGCAACGCAGACAAAAAAUCACACAAUCCUGUUAAACGUCUCGAAACAUUCUUCACCUCCCUCUUCGCAUGUCUCUCCCGAACAGCUCGAGCUGUCUUCCAAUUUUAUCCAGAGAAUAGUGAACAGAUUGACCUUUUGACAACUCAAGCCAUGAAGGCUGGAUUUUAUGGAGGUGUAGUGGUAGAUUAUCCCAACAGUGCGAAAGCCAAGAAGUUCUUUUUGGUUCUUAUGACUGGGGGAGAUAUGCCUAUGCCCAAGGCCGUCGGAGCUGAUUCCGAGAACUCGACUAUCAGCUACACCGCCCAGAGACAGCACUUCAAACAACUGCGGGGAAAGUCAUUGAAGAAGUCUAGGGACUGGAUUCUCGAGAAGAAAGAAAGGAGGAGGAGGCAGGGAAAGGAUACUAGGGACGACACCAAGUACACAGGGCGAAAACGAUCUAAAAAAUUCUAGAGAAAAUAAGAAUCAUUUCUCUCUGUAUAUAGUAUUAUAUAAUAAUCGUCAUAUGAAGUUUUUUGGCUCCAGAUCAGAGUUUUACUCUUUAUUUUAUUUAUUCCAUUGGAAAACUAGAAUUGUAAUUGAAUUCGCGGAUGGUUUUUCAUUGUUAUGGAACAAGGGGAGACUGGAGAUGAAAUGAAAUAAUUACUAAUAAAAUAAAUCAUCGUAAUUACAACUAGAAGCGCCUGUUCACUAGUCUAAAUUGUAAUUGCAGAAAAAAAAUUGCAAACCGGUUUAAUAAAAUUUUUCUAUAUACAUCA